ACGCUCAGUAGCCGACAUUUUUCGAAUACAAGUAAUUUCAAACACAGAUGUUCGCUCACCAAUAAUAACACUUGGCUCCACCUCGUUUUUCCAUGUUCGACAUGAGAACUUGUUUGUAGUCGCCGUAACAAAAUGUAAUGCCAAUGCAGCGUUAGUCUUCGAGUUUUGUUAUCAGUUGGUGAAUAUCGGAAAAAGCUACUUUGGAAAAUUUGAUGAAGAGUCGCUUUUAGAGGUGUUGGAUUUUGGAUAUCCACAAAAUAGUGAGGCUGAAACUCUAAAAAUGUACAUAACUACAGAAGAAGCUUCUUCACAAAUCACAGCUCAAUCAACAAGUGCAACUAGUUGGCGUAGACCCGGCAUAAAGUAUCGGAAGAACGAAGCAUUUAUAGACGUUAUCGAGUCUGUUAAUUUGUUGAUGAGCACAAAAGGAACUGUACUACGUUCUGAUGUUGCUGGCCAAAUAAUGAUGCGAGCAUAUUUGUCUGGAACACCGGAAUAUAGAACAAUAAGCUUUAUCCCACCCGAUGGGGAAUUUGAAUUAAUGCGAUAUCGUACCACCGAAAAUGUGAAUCUUCCAUUCCGAGUUCACCCUGUCGUCAAUGAAAUUGGAAAAUCGCGAGUCGAAUACCGGAUCACAGUAAAAGCACAAUUCUCACCAAAGUUGUACGCGAAUAAUGUUAGUAUUCGGAUUCCGACUCCUUUGAAUACGGCAAAUAUUAAUCUGCGCGUUUCAACUGGUAAGGCAAAGUAUGUACCUGAUGAGAAUCUAAUUGUUUGGAA
Ambispora gerdemannii is the source of this 780-nucleotide messenger RNA. Lineage: Eukaryota; Fungi; Glomeromycota; Glomeromycetes; Archaeosporales; Ambisporaceae. The record is from the annotation of a GenBank genome assembly.